AUGUCUUUUGCUGGUACCGGACAUGAGAUUCGGUGUGUGCAGAGGAAACUGUUGCUUGAAGCCAUGGAAAGGGAGCUCCCAAAUGGUUCUAUAAGGUACUCCUCCAAAGUGGUUACUAUGGAAGAAUCGGGGUCCGGCUAUUCCAAGCUGCUGUAUCUUGAUGAUGGUACCAUCAUCAAAACCAAGGUGUUGAUUGGCUGUGAUGGAGUGAACUCCGUAGUGGCAAAGUGGAUAGGAUUGAACGAGGCAGUAACUUCAUGCAGAUUAGCAGUUAGAGGUACUGCAACGUUCCCAGAAGGCCAUGGCUUUGCCUCCAAGCUCUUCAUGUUUGCUGGAAAUGGCUUUCGAGCUGGCUGUCUCCCUUGCAAUGAUAAAACCAUGUACUGGUUCUUCUCCUGGACACCCUCUAUCCAAGAAAAGGAUCUCCAAUAUAACCCUUCCAAGCUGAAGGAAUACGUGCUGAGCAAACUUCACAAUGCACCCAACCUGAAGAAGGUCGUGGGGAAAACCGAGUUAGAUUGCGUUAUGUCAUCUCCUUUGCGCUACAGAAGCCCAUGGGAGUUUGUGUGGAAGAGCUUAGCCAAAGGUGGCGUCUGUGUUGCUGGGGACGCCCUGCAUCCCAUGACGCCUGAUCUCGGGCAAGGUGGCUGUGCUGCCUUGGAAGAUAGUGUCACUCUCGGCAGGUGCAUUGCAGAGGCCUUAAACAAGAACUCUACCGUGGAGAACAACGAAACAGACGAGGAAGAGUGCAGAAGGAUCGAGCUUGGGUUGAGUAAGUAUGCCAAGGAGAGAAGAUGGAGAAGCUUUCAGUUCAUCACUGCAGCUUAUUUGGCUGGCCGUCUGCAACAGAGCCAGGGGACGAUCACGACGUUUCUGAGAGAUCGUGUCUUGGCUAACUUUCUUGCUGGGUUGCUGUUGAAAAUUGCUGCAUUCGACUGUGGGAAGCUUACUAGCAAAUAGCUAUAGUUCUUUCUUCACAUUGUUGUAAGGAGGCAGAAUCUUGUAUCGAAAGCAAAAUUCCAAACCCACACCUCCAUUCUCGCCGGCUUCGAUCUUGGAGUGCGAUGGUGAUUGGAUUAUCG
This is a messenger RNA of Linum tenue, 1082 nucleotides long. Lineage: Eukaryota; Viridiplantae; Streptophyta; Magnoliopsida; Malpighiales; Linaceae. The record is from the annotation of a GenBank genome assembly.